GGAGGUUACUCAUCCUGGGCUAGGUAAGAGCGCCCGGACCCGGGAGGUGGCACACCCAGGGGGGACACCGAGGGAGCAGGACGGAGCCAUGGACUCCGCCAGCAUCUGGACCACCAGCUGGCAACUGUUGUUGCUGUUCCUGCUUCUCGGAGAAGGAGCCCAGGCCCUCGAGUGCUACAGCUGUGCGCAGAAAGCGGACAAUGGCUGCUCCCCACAGAAAAUGAAGGUGGUCAAGUGUGCGCCCGGCUUGGAAGUCUGCACUGAGGCAGUGGGGGCCGUGGAGACCAUCCACGGGCAGUUCUCCGUGGCCGUGCGCGGUUGCGGGUCGGGGCUGGUGGGCAAGAACGACCGCGGGCUGGACCUGUUCGGGAUCCUGGCCUUCAUUCAGCUGCAGCAGUGCAAGCAGGACCGCUGCAACGCCAGGCUCAACCUCACGUCGCGGGCGCUCGACCCCGCAGGCCUCCCUGCAGCUAACGAGAGCGCGGCGGACCCCAGUGGCACCCAGUGCUACAGUUGCCUGGGGCAGAGCCCCAAGGAGUGUCAGGGCACCGCGCCGCCCCUGGUGACCUGCUACAACACCAGCGACCGGGUCUACAAGGGCUGCUUCGACGGCAAUGUCACCUUGACGGCAGCUAAUGUGACAGUGUCCUUGCCCGUCCGGGGCUGCGUCCAGGAUGAGCAGUGCACGCGAGAUAUGGCCACAGGCCCCGGCUUCACGCUGAGCGGCUCCUGUUGUCACGGCUCCCGCUGCAACUCGGACCUCCGUAACAAAACCUACUUCUCCCCCCGCAUCCCGCCCCUGGUCUUGCUGCCCCCUCCCCAGACCACCUCAGCCGCAUCCUCCACCCGAGGGGUCACCACAUCCAGCCCCGCAGCCUCCACCACCCACCCUGCCCCCACCGUCCAGCCCACCGCAGCCCCCACCACCCAGGCUGCCCCCCAGGAGGUGAACCCUGAGAUCUCCCAGAGAGAGGAAUCCAGCAUGGAAGGAGGGGCAGCCGGCCACCAGGACCGUGGUAACAGGGGGCAGCACCCUUCAAAAGGUGGGGUGCAUGGCAAAGGCUCGGUGGCCCACUCGGCUGGUCUGGUGGUGCUCCUGCUGGCCUCUGUGGCCUGUACCCUGCUGUGAGCUUAAGUCCCAGAAGCCUCCUCCUGGCCCUGCGCCCUUGGUCCCGGGUAGCCUCUCCCCAACACCACACAUGUCCUUCCCCAUCUCUGGACUGGGCUGGCCCAGCCCCUGUUCUUGCCAGUAGCCCCAGCUUCUGCUGCACUGGUCUGCGGCCUUGGGAAAUAAAGUCAUUGUAUAUAUGCUG
This is a messenger RNA of Erinaceus europaeus (western European hedgehog), 1313 nucleotides long. It is a transcript of the gene LYPD3, whose product is annotated as LY6/PLAUR domain containing 3. The transcript is spliced from 5 exons. Gene Ontology annotation, cellular component: plasma membrane. Lineage: Eukaryota; Metazoa; Chordata; Mammalia; Eulipotyphla; Erinaceidae. The record is from RefSeq and is a predicted model, not a curated record. Bases 89 to 1129 code for a protein of 346 amino acids.